UGCCCCAGCCCCUCCUGGAGGACCCCUCCAUGGAGCCGGAGUUCAACCCUGACUUGGAGCUCCGUCUUGGGCCUGAGGAUGGAGGGUCACUCCCCUCUCCCUGCAGUAACCAGGAAGUGCUGGAGACUCAGGAUAAGAGCAAGUCUCUACCUAGCAGGAUGACCAUAUCCUGUCUGGCUGAAUUGGACAAGAAGAAACCCAAGGUUCCUCCGCCGGUUCCAAAGAAGCCCAACGUCCUGCUACUUCCCUCCAACGGUACCACCGACAGACAGGGAACACAGACAGACUGCCCUGCCGCUCUCCGCUCUCCCGUUGGAGCGUUCCCACCAGAAGAGAUUCCCGGGAAAGAGGAAAACCAGGAAAAUUACCUGGGAAUAGGGACGGAUGAGGAAAGCUCCAUGGAGUCUUCAUUACAGGACUCUUCUUUUACAGACGUGGAGGGGAGGCUCAGCAUUACAGAGACAGGCAGAAGUGAUGAUGCGGAGAGUGUUGAGGAGAGCAGUUCGGUCGUUAGUGACAAGACGGAACUCCACAUCACAGAGGAAAUGGAUGAUGAUGUCAGAGGACACACACCUACCACACACACCACAGAGGACCUGUUCACCAAAAUACACAGGUCAAAAAGGAAAGUCCUGGGCCGUAAGGAACCAGGGGACUCGUUCGGCAGCCGCCAGAGUCUGGUCUCCCCGGUGAAGCACAGCACCAGUGGUGGUGACCUCCGAACCCUGACCCUGGGCUCGACCCCGCGCUCCACCUCGCGGAAUGACAACUUCAUGGCCCUGCUCCAAAAGAAGGGCAGCAAGUCCAGCACGGGAGGGGCCAGAGUCUCUGCUAUGGAACUCCUCAAGAGCACAAACCCCCUCGCACGACGCGUCACAGAAUUCUCCACCUCGGCGGACGGAGGAGGGGAUAUGACCACCGGGAAUAAUGGAACCAGAAUGCCUCAGGACCAAUGAGAGUUUUUAAACCACUUGUCCCAGGUCAUCCUCUCUCUCUCUCUCUCUCUCUCUCUCUCUCUUUCUCUCUUAUCUCCCGAGAAAGUAGUUUGAAUCUAGUUAUAGACUUUUCGAUCGGACUAUUGAUGGAAGAAAGGAACGUCCAACCAGACCACUCAACCACUGAUUGACCUUUUAUUAACUGGCCAAUGGUUGGUCACAAUGGUCAUCAAAGGAGUUCUGUUUAUCACGCCGUCCGUUCCAUCAUUAAGGGGUAUUAUUUUUGGAGGUCUCCUUCAGUCUAAAGGAGAACAUUAAGGAUUGUUAAUGUCAUGCUUCAACAUUUUUUUUUAAACGAGAGAGAGAGACUAUACUAGGGAACGUUUGAUUGGAUAAUAGACCUGGGUACAUCGCAGGCCUGUGCUUGAUGGCGACAGAUGCCACACUAGUCUUUUGAAGACAUGGGGUGAGUGUGUGUGUCGUAUUUUCUGUCCCUCGCGCAACAACAACAACAACAACAACAACAAAACUACAACGGUUUAAAUCGAAAACAUUCCACGGGAAGAUUGACAGUUGGACAUGGUACCAAGCCCCGACCCUUUAUGUUUGAAUCAAAGCACUUUGGCGACUGCCUACCGAGGUAGUUUAUAACAACGAGGAAAACAACAACGCCUGUGUCCUCCCUGUUAUUCGUUUGUUUAUGUUUCUCUUUUCAUACGCGAUAGAAGGCCAUAUAAAUGUACAAAGAUAUACAUACAUACAUACCGUAUAAACUGAAAAAAAUCCGCUUGAACUGUUCUAACAGACUAUGGAGAGCCACAGUGUAUAGUAGUACUACUAACAGUAGUAGUAUAAUAGUACUACACUAGUACUAACAGUAGUAGUACAAUAGUACUACAGUAGUACUAACAAUAGUACUAACAGUAGUAGGACAGAAGUACUACAGUAGUACUAACAGUAGUAGUAUAAUAGUACUACACUAGUACUAACAGUAGUAGUACAAUAGUACUACAGUAGUACUAACAAUAGUACUAACAGUAGUAGGACAGAAGUACUACAGUAGUACUAACAGUAGUAGUAUAAUAGUACUACACUAGUACUAACAGUAGUAGUACAAUAGUACUACAGUAGUACUAACAAUAGUACUAACAGUAGUAGGACAGAAGUACUACAGUAGUACUAACAGUAGUAGUAGCAGUACUACAGUAGUACUAACAGUAAUAGUACUACAGUAGUACUAACAGUAAUAGUACUACUGUAGUACUAACAGUAGUAGGCUACUAUGUGAUACACCUCACAGCACACAACAGGAUCAAACCAACUGAACUGAAGGAGCGACGCUAUGGAAUACAAUCCCACGAACCCUUACCCACGGAUCUCCCCGCACUGCCCUCAGAGUGUGUGUGUACUUGCGUGCGUCUGUGUGUGUGUGUAUACAGGAAAUGAUAACCAAACACAGCAAGGGAGGUGUGAAAGAUGGAGGGCACAGAAUUGAACCCUGUGGAUAUUUCUUAACAGAGAGUAUGAUACAGGGUUGAGUUUAUUCAACAGGGUUUAGACUGGUUUCUGUUAGGACCAAAGGACUGCCAUAAACAGACCAGUGGAGAUGUGUGUGUGUGUGUGUGUGUGUGUGUGUGUGUGUGGGGACAAGGGCUUCAUUUAUCCGCCCUAAGGAGAGGAUUAAGUGGUCUGAAUCAUGUGGCUGUAGUCUUUGGAGUUUUCCGUGACGUUUUGGAACUGAGAGAGGAUUCUGGGCCUGAGGGGAUUCCGGAACUGUGAUUAGAACCCACUUUUCUAACAACCAUCACAAAACAAACAGAGACCGUCCAGGAAUACAGCUAGCCAUCCAUCGGCCAUAUUGAAAAAUGCAUCACCCUCUUCUCUCCACAUGUUUUUUUCUCAUACUGUGCGUUUUGUGCAGGGGUGAUGCUGCAGCCUUUUCCUCUCGUCCACUCUCCCUCUCUUCUCGUCCACUCUCCCUCUCUUCUCGUCCUCCUUCCUGGCAGGAACACAUGCUCCAUCUGUCUCUCUCUCUCUCUCUGCCCAUGGAGUAGCCCCCUCCUCUUCUCAUUUCUUCGCCCUCCCCUCAUCCCUCCCUCCGUGCCCCUCCCAUUCUUUCUGUGCAUCUGAGCUUCACGCUCACAGACGACACAGCCUGAAUGUCAAUGAAAGGAAAGAAAAGGAUGCCGCGUUGAUAUCGUGUUCAAGAGUGCUAUGUUCAACUUCAUCUUUCGAUCCAACCCUCUCUGUCAAAAAUACAAAUGUUUUAUCCUUCUGUUGCAUUGUGCAUCUGUCCCUAUAUCCAGACCAAACCAACCAUCCAUGUAACAAGGAAAACAGGAGGGUGGAUUGUGUGAAAGAACACACAAGAGACGGAUGGAAAAGGGACAGUGCGUAUGAAUGUCUGGAUGUGUACUUAAAAGGAAAGGAUAGUGGACUUCUGGACCCAGUCAGACUGUGAACACGGAUCUUAACCCAUCCUCCUUUCACCACACUUUUCCAGAACCAUUACAUUGGGGCUGUGCAAACCCUGGUGCUAUUAAGCUACAGCGCCCCCCUGUGGAUGAAGAGAGGGAGCACACCCUGUAAGACUACUGCUCUGUCCCUCCAGCAACAACACGGAGACGCAACGACUCCAGAUGAAUAUCUGGAUGCUCUUUUUGUUAUAUCGGUCAUUCAGGAAACCAGAACAACAACGACGACAACUUAUAAAGACAAUGAAAAGAACGAGAGAAAAAAAACCUAUGUAAAUGAACACGUUAUUAAUAAAUAGUCAAGUGACGCUUGUUUUAAAUAUUUAGUGAAUGGAACUACAUUAAAAAAAUAUCUAUGACAAAACUCAGUGUUAGUUUGCCUUGUAGUCUGGCGUGAUGUUUAACCUUCUGUGUUUUCUACAUAGAAAUAUAAUUACUAGAAUGGACACCCCUAUUUAAGUCAAUGGGGCCAUAAUGUCAAAUUCCUAUGGUCAGAGGUUCUAUGCCCAUUCUACUGGUUAUAUUCUAUGGUUUUCAGCUACCUUGAUAUUACACUCCCUUUGAGGUAUGCAGAGUUGUUACUCUUUCUGUUCUGAAGUACUGUAGUUAUUAUGGAUACUAAGGUAAUGCUUUAUACUAUGGUUACUACAGUCAUAUACUGUGGUUAUUACGGUAAUACUGUAUAAUAUGGUUACUACAGUCAUAUACUGUGGUUAUUACGGUAAUACUGUAUAAUAUGGUUACUACUGUCAUAUACUGUGGUUAUUACGGUAAUACUGUAUAAUAUGGUUACUACUGUCAUAUACUGUGGUUAUUACGGUAAUACUGUAUACUAUGGUUACUACAGUCAUAUACUGUGGUUAUUACGGUAAUACUGUAUAAUAUGGUUACUACAGUCAUAUACUGUGGUUAUUACGGUAAUACUGUAUACUAUGGUUACUACAGUCAUAUACUGUGAUUAUUACGGUAAUACUGUAUAAUAUGGUUACUACUGUCAUAUACUAUGGCUGUUACAGUAGUGGUCGUCACUAUUCCUACUAUUACUACUCUUGUACCCUUAUAUUGUUCAUAAAACACAGGUACAACGACAAAGAGAAAGAGGGAGAGAGAAAGAGUUGAAACAAAUGUAAGCAAUAGAUAGAUGACUUAGCCCAAGACCGAGGAUGAGGCAGAAACACAUUUUCACACACCAAGGCUAAAUACUCACUAAAUACUGUAACUCUCAAUCCAGUUGCAGAUUUCAGCUCUAGCCACAGAAAUGGUUGCGCAGUGCUACACACACACACACACACACACACACACACACACACACACACACACACACACACACACACACACACACACACACACACACACACACACACACACACACACACACACACAAAGAAAUACAGAUUUGUUCAGUAGCCUACAGUUGGCACAUACAGUGAUUUAUUAUAGUGGGUUCCAAACUCCAAUCAACCAUUUCUAGGAAUGUGGUAGAGUAUUACAGAGUAGGGGAGCAGAAGAGAAAGAGGUAUGAGGAUCGGGGGAGGGGUGGGGCGAGGGAGAGAAGGUGGGUAACAUUUCACGAGUGGAUAUAUCACUCCUCUGAAAGAGGGGAUCACAGUUGGGUUAAUACAAGUUCUGUCCAUUGAUUUCUUUUCUUUCUUUCUUUCCUUCUUUCUUUCCUUAUUUCCUUCUUUCUUUCCUUCCUUAUUUCCUUCUUUCUUUCCUUCCUUAUUUCCUUCUUUCUUUCCUUCCUUAUUUCCUUCUUUCCUUCCUUAUUUCCUUCUUUCCUUCCUUAUUUCCUUCUUUCCUUCCUUAUUUCCUUCUUUCUUUCUCUCUUUCGUUCUUUCUUUCUUUCUGUCUUUCUUUCUGUGAUAAGGACACCUCUUAAAGCUUUCCCCAAACUCCCCACAGAACAAUAAAAGUCUAGAGAGAGAAGAAGAGAGAGAGAAGAAGAGAGA
Molecule: messenger RNA, 5358 nt
Organism: Oncorhynchus tshawytscha (Chinook salmon)
Lineage: Eukaryota; Metazoa; Chordata; Actinopteri; Salmoniformes; Salmonidae
Product: NHS-like protein 2
Exons: 4
Coding region: 30-956 (308 amino acids)
Biological process (GO): cell differentiation
Source: RefSeq, a predicted model, not a curated record